Molecule: messenger RNA, 3057 nt
Organism: Mercurialis annua (annual mercury)
Lineage: Eukaryota; Viridiplantae; Streptophyta; Magnoliopsida; Malpighiales; Euphorbiaceae
Exons: 4
Coding region: 1-3057 (1018 amino acids)
Molecular function (GO): nucleic acid binding; RNA-DNA hybrid ribonuclease activity
Source: RefSeq, a predicted model, not a curated record
AUGAUAGCACGGCAUAAAGAAUUGAGGGAGAAAAUUAGACAGUUAGCCUCGCUGUACGAUAUUGGUUCGGCCGAAUGCAUCUAUGAGGACCAGGAGCAAGACCCAACAGGAUCGCUGCGGAUUGGGGACAUACGAUUGGCAACCGGGAAGUUAGAAGAUGAUCCCGCCCAAGUACAGGACGAUCUCCUCGAAAUCAAUCUGGGGACGGAUGAAUCGCCUAAACCCAUAUACAUCAACGCAGGACUGGAAAAAGGAUUCAAAGAGCAACUGAUCGCCCUACUCACUGAGUUCCGCGACUGUUUUGCCUGGUCGUACGAGGAAAUGCCGGGCCUGGAUCCUGACAUCGCCGAACAUAAGCUUCCAUUAAAGAGUGGGUUUCGGCCAUUUCGGCAACCUCCCCGGCGAAUGUCCAGGGAAGUGGAUACUCUCAUACAAGAUGAGAUUAAGCGGCUGGAAGAUGCCAAGUUUAUUCGGGAAGCCCAAUACACCGAAUGGCUCUCUAACAUCGUGCCGGUGAUGAAGAAAAACGGGAAGCUACGAGUAUGUGUAGACUUUCGGAACCUCAACCUGGCUACACCUAAGGACGAAUACCCGAUGCCUGUGGCCGAUAUGCUGAUAGACAGGGCAGCAGGACACACGAUACUCAGUUUCCUUGAUGCACAUUCCGGGUACAACCAAGUUCCAAUCAGCAAAGAAGACAUCUCCAAAACGGCUUUUAGAUGCCCCGGGCCGAUCGGAGCGUACGAAUGGGUCGUGAUGCCCUUUGGCUUGAAAAACGCAGGGGCAACAUAUCAGAGGGCGAUGAACAAGAUGUUCAGAGGCCUUGAAUGCCUUGAGGUCUACAUCGACGAUGUCGUAAUCAAGUCAAAUACCGGCGAAGUUCAUUUGGCCGAUCUCCGGAAAGGUUUCGAGCGUAUACGACGUAAUGGCUGGAGUGUUUUGCUAAGAGGAAAAGAGACCGACGAGUGGAUAUGGACGGACGAGCAACAGCGGGUUUUCGACGAUUUGAAAGGUUACUUGGCAAAACCUCCUGUUAUGACCCCUCCAAAGCCGAACAAGCCAUUGUUGCUAUACCUAUCGGCUGCACACGAGUCCCUAGGAUGUAUGCUCGCCCAAGAGGACGAUGGGGUCGAAAGAGCACUGCGAUACUAUAUGUUGCCGGUCGUUGUGUAUGUAUUAUCCCAGACCGAUAUCAUCAAGUAUAUCUUAUCGAAGCCAUACCUGAGGAAUCGGAUUGGAAAAUGGGCGAUUGCAAUGUCCGAGUUUACACUGGUGUACGUUCCUCAAAGAGCAGUAAAAGGACAAGUGUUGGCAGACUUCUUGGCCGAUCACCCUGGUAUUACCCUCAUGGAAGAGACACCUGGUCGAGUAGACAUCACGUCCUUCGACAUCGCCGUGUGGAAGAUGUGGUUCGACGGAUCCAGGACAAGCCAGGGGGCAGGCGCGGGAGUACACAUCGUUACGCCCUUGGGGGCAUCCUACCAGUUGUCAUUCAGACUCCAAUUUGAAUGUACCAACAAUCAAGCGGAAUAUGAGGCCCUCAUAUUCGGUUUCGAGAUCUUAGCCGAGCUAGGGGCGAAGGCGAUUAGUGUAAAAGGAGAUUCUUUGCUAGUCAUUAAACAAGUGACAGGAGAAUUCAAAUGCGAGUCCGAGCUGUUGGUGAGGUAUUGCAACAAGGCGAAACACCUGAUCGAAGGCUUUCAGGAUACAAGGAUAGAAUACACAGAGAGGGCCGAUAACGGCGUUGCAAACGACCUAGCUCAGCACGGUAGUGGUUACAAGGUAAACCAAGAGUUCGACGCUAUAGAGAGGGAAACACCGAACCUCCACACCGGGGGCAUCACAAUCGACGAAAGACAAUUCUCGGUUUACCAGCUGGACGUCACCCAAGAUUGGAGGGACGAGCUCCUGAAGUGGUUCGAAAAACCAGACGCCACGAAUAGGAGGUUGAGGACUUUAGCCCUUAGUUACGUGGUCUUAGCGGGCGAAUUAUAUAAGAAGGGUUUUGAAGGGCUACUCUUCAGAUGCAUCGGUCCAAGAGAGGCAAUGCUUGCUAUGGCCGAAGUGCACGAAGGUAUAGCAGGCGCCCACCAGGCGGGCCCCAGAAUGAGGUGGCUCAUCCAUAAAUACGGUUUUUAUUGGCCGAAAAUGGAACAAGACUGCAUAAGAUAUGCCAAAGGUUGCGAAGCCUGUCAGAAAUUCGGCCCAGUACAACACGUCCCGGCCGAAGACCUGCACUCCAUCAUCAAGCCGUGGCCAUUCAGAGGAUGGGCGGUCGACUUGAUAGGGAAAGUAUACCCCGGCUCGACUGAUGGUCAUACUUUUGUGAUUAUCGCCACCUGUUACUUCACCAAGUGGGUCGAAGCUAAACCUUUGAAAUCGCCGACACAAGAAGCGAUAAAAAUGUUGCACUCAACACCGUACUACGCCCAGGCCAACGGGCAAGCCGAAGCCACGAACAAAGCCAUCAAGCUCAUAGUUCAAAAGAUGAUUGAAGAAAACCCAAGGCAAUGGCAUGUGCUUUUAUCAGAAGCUGUUUGGGCGAAUAGAACCAGUCAGAAGUCAGCCACUGGGACCUCGCCUUUCAGGCUGGUUUAUGGUUACGAUGCGAUGUUGCCAAUGGAGCUGACCGUCACGUCCACUCGCCGCAGAUACCAGAGCGAGUUGUCCAAAGAGGACUACUUUGACAAGAUGGUGAUAGAUUCUCUUGACCUUGACGAAGAACGUUUGACGGCGUUGGACCACUUAGAAGCCCAGAAAAGAAGGGUCGAGAGAGCUUACAACAAACGGGUAAAACGAAAAGUAUUUACGGUGGGCGACAUAGUAUGGAAAGCAGUCUUGCCUAUCGGCCAUAAAGACACUCGGCUUGGCAAAUGGAGCCCGAACUGGGAAGGCCCCUUUAUUGUGGUCAACAAGUUAGACGGCGGUGCUUACUUGCUGGCAAACAUUGAUGGAGAAGAACACGAAAGGGCGAUCAACGGCCAAUUCCUGAAAAAAUACGUCCCUAGCUGUUGGGAGGGCGUAGACCGUCGGUUGUUUGGAGCCACCGAAGAAUAA